Messenger RNA from Carcharodon carcharias (great white shark), 2926 nucleotides. Its product is annotated as granzyme K-like. Gene Ontology annotation, molecular function: serine-type endopeptidase activity. Bases 5 to 808 code for a protein of 267 amino acids. The transcript has 5 exons. The record is from RefSeq and is a predicted model, not a curated record. Lineage: Eukaryota; Metazoa; Chordata; Chondrichthyes; Lamniformes; Lamnidae. Gene Ontology annotation, biological process: proteolysis.
CAAAAUGGACAACUUAAUUUGGGUGCUGUCUCUUGCUUUCAAAAUUACUUUUUUGACAGGGCAAGGAGGUGUCUGCUCAGAAAUUAUUGGGGGUCAUGAGGUUCAGCCUCAUUCUAGAACGUACAUGGUAUCUAUCCAAGUGAACAAACAACAUAUUUGUGGAGGAGCUUUGAUCGCACCAAGAUGGGUACUGACUGCAGCACACUGUGAAGUAUUUUGGAAAAAUAGGAAGAUUGAAGUGAUACUUGGAGCUCAUUCACUUUUGAAGAGACAAGAAGAGAGACAACAGGUGUUGGGAGUCAAGAAGUGUUUCCCUCAUCCACAAUUUAAUUUGAAAAGAAAAGAAGAUGAUAUUAUGCUGGUUCAGUUGGCCCAUGAGGCUAUUUUGAACAAGAAUGUGUCAACACUGGAGCUGCCUAAAUCAACGGGAGAUGUCAAAGCUGGAACCAAGUGCAGUGUUGCAGGAUGGGGAGCGACAGAUCCUAAAGUUCUGAAAGUAUCUGAUACCCUGAGGGAAGUAACUAUAACUGUCAUUGGCAGGAAGCGAUGCAACAGUAAAAAAUACUAUAAUUAUGAUCCCUUCAUAACAAAAGAUAUGUUAUGCGCUGGUGAUGAGAAAGCUAGGAAAGAUUCAUGUAAGUGGGAUUCUGGUGGUCCACUCAUGUGCAGGACCAACAUGUUCAGAAGAAAAUAUAUAUACAGAGGCAUCGUUUCAGCAGGAGAUUGUGCAAAUCCUAAAAAACCCGGCAUUUAUACUCGUUUAUCUGAAAGAUUCCUGAAUUGGAUAAACAAGAUCAUGGCAGUUUAAACUCACAAUAUAUCAAUAAAUUGAGUUUAUUUUUGAAAAGCAAUGUUUCUCCCCCCGCCCACUCAUGGCUCUAGUUUGCUCAAAUAAACUAUCUUUUGAUGUUUAAAAAUUUUCACAUGUAAUCUUCACAUAAUUAAUUUUCUAUGAAUAUCCACUAUUGAAUAUUUUAAAAUGGAAUAAUGUAAACACAAUGAUCUGCAAAAUAAGAUUUGUCAUUUUUUUUCUGAAUAAGCCACUGUACUGUUUUGAGUUUGGCUAAUCUGUUAUGAACAAUUCGAUUUUCUGAGGCCAGACACUCAUACUUUUGAUGCCUGUUAGAUUUUGCUUGAUUUAUUUCCUGAUAUUAAAGGACUAUUUUUUGUCCAUCUACCAACCUCCAGGGGUGCUGCACCUGAUGCCCCUGACUAAUGACCAUUAGGUUUUCUUAGAGUAGCAGAGUCAAUAGAUUGAAUUUAAUGGUCACAGUUAGGAGCCCACCUACCAAAAGAAAUACAGGUGGCAACCCUUCCACUGCCAUUUUUGGGGGGCCCCAAUGUGAUUUAGUCUCAAUCGUGCAUUUAUCUGCCCAGCAUCAGAAUUCCUGGUGCCUGUAAGGGGAAUUUCCCCUAGAAAUCCUGGUGCGAAGUGGAUUGACUGAUCCCAAGAGCUGCCAACAAUUAAAUGAGAGGCUAGCAGUUCUCCAGUACUGGCAGUGCCACAGGAAGCGGCAGCCUCAGCUGGUACUGUGGUGCAUGCUACACCAGGGAUCGACAAUGGAUCUCAAGGAAAAGGUGAGUGGGGCGGGUUUGCUGGAGUGAGUUGGAGAGGCCGCAAUGAUGGAGGAAUGGAGCUUGAUUUAAAUGGCAGAGGAGAGUCUUAUGUCAGGUCCCUCCAUUCCUGCUGGUGGAUGCCUGCAUCAGGCAUGAGGUGUCUAGCAAGGAGGUCCCAUCACCAACCCCUCCACCAUCCCCCACCAGGCCCCAGGCCUAGCUGCCAGGGUAUUCCCUGCAGGGUGAAGACCUUAAUGGCUUCAAUUGGUCUCAGGGUGGGAAGGCCAUUCUCUGCUUUCCUGCCCUGGACUAAAUUGGAGGAAGGUGGCAAGGCAAUGGGGUCUCGACCCCAUACCUUCCAGCCUAAAAAUAUGGCCGCCCGAACUCCAAAGCACCUCUGGGCAGACAUUAAAUUCCAUGCUUAGAGUCAUUACACUAGAAAAUGAGGCCAUCUGCCCCAUUGAGUCCAUUACAGCUCUCUAUAGAGCAAUCUAUUUGGUUCUAUUUCCCUGGUCUAUCCCCACAGCCCUGCAAUUUUAUUUCCCUCAAGUGCGCAUUUAAUUUCCUUUUGAAAUCCUUCCCUGCCUCCGCUUCCACCACUCAAGUAGGCAGUAAAUUCCAAGUCAGUUCCAAGUUAUACCACUCAUUGCACAUAAAAGUCCUUCCUCACAUCGUCUCUGCAUUCCCACCCAGAGCUUUAACCUGUGUCUCCUAGUCCUUGUACCAUCAAAUAAAAUGAACAGCUUUUCCUUGUCCAUCUUACCUAAACCUGUCAUAACCUUGCACACCUCUAUCAAGUUUCCCCUCAUUCUCUUCUGCUCAAAGGAGAAAAAGACCAGUUUCUCCAACCUAACUUUGUAACUGACUUCCCUCAUCACCCUGUGAACCAUUCUAAAACAUCAUCUCUCCUCUCACAUCCUUCCUGAAGUAAAGUGACCAGAUUUGGACACAGUUCAUUAGUUGCAGCCUAACUAGAGAUCCAUUACAAUUUAACAUAACUUUUCCACUUUUGUACUCAAUACCUCUACUAAUGAAGCCCAAGAUUCCAUAUGCUUUUCUAACUGUUCCCUAAGUAUGUUAUGCCAUCUUCAAAGAGUUAUGCACAUGCACCCUGUCAUGAAGCUAUUAAUGUAUAUAAUAUUUUGGAAAAUAUUUUUCUUUUCAAAUAGAGGUUUAGUCAGCGGGUGUUUCUUGAUUAGAUUAGAGUCAGCUAGUCUGGGUGCUUUGAUAUGUAUUAGUUUGAACAGAGAGGUAGAGUGUAUUUGCAUUUUUUGAAUAGACCGUUCAAGAAGUGGGGUGAAAUAUUGACGCCUUUCUAGCAGCUACUAAGUAUGUUGUUUAUAUUACCAAUAAAAUUUGGUACAAUGAA